Penicillium atrosanguineum is the source of this 1776-nucleotide messenger RNA. Its product is annotated as glycosyltransferase family 2 protein. Bases 1 to 1776 code for a protein of 591 amino acids. Gene Ontology annotation, biological process: extracellular matrix assembly; hyaluronan biosynthetic process. Lineage: Eukaryota; Fungi; Ascomycota; Eurotiomycetes; Eurotiales; Aspergillaceae. Gene Ontology annotation, molecular function: hyaluronan synthase activity. The transcript is spliced from 3 exons. The record is from RefSeq and is a predicted model, not a curated record.
AUGGACUCGUUCGACGAGAAGGUAUAUACCCCUAGCCGGUUCUCCAUGUUCCAGCAACGGGGACCGGAAAUCUCUCGCUUUCGCCAAUUUCUUCAUUUCGUCGGUUGCAUUAUCGUACUCCCUAUUUACUCUAUUAUAACCGGCUAUACUCGUCAUCCAUUGACGCUAGACGUUCUUUUGACCAUCUUCGCUGCCGAGUACAAUCGUUACACAAAUGAAAGCCGUCGCCGACAAUUACAGGGUCCUUCUCGGACUAUGCAAGAUCCUGAAAAAGCCAGUCAUCUAUCCGAGAUUGCCAAUCAUGCUACUGACUGCAUGGCCGCAAUAGUCGGAUACCGCGAGGAUCCCGAGUUAUUUGCCCGUGCUUUGGAUAGCUAUAAGCUUGCAUCCGAAUGCCGCUUCGUCCUUGUGGGUGUCGACGGUGAUGAUGUGCCUGACAUGGAGAUGGUUCGAGUGUUCCAAAAUGUCUUCCCUCAAAACUCGGCCGUCAUUCAAGUCGACGAGCCUUUCGGCGAGGUCGCCAUGCGGACAUUCGAGAAGAUGUCAACUAUUGACGGAAACUUGCAAGCUCCCGAGGCCUAUAUGGAGUCAACCAUUGCACACUGCUGCCAGUUGGCCCGGGAGAUCCUGGCCGAACACGACCUGAAACUAGGCCAGGCUGACGGCAUUACAAAGCUAUGCUUAUUCCAACCCCAUCUUCACAAGAAGGGUAUUAUGUUCACUGCGUUCAUCUUUUCGAUUGUCAUUUCCGAGAUGCUCGGCAUCGAGUAUCUGUGGUCAUCGGACUCUGACACCAUUAUCAUGCGUGAUGCUCUUCGCAAUACCAUUGAAACUAUUGCGGGUGAUAAGAACGUUGGAGGAGCCAGCUGCGGACUGAUUGUGCACAACGAAGACGAUUCUGUGACUACCAAGCUCGGCAGUGUGGUUUACUGGUCCGAAUUAUAUCUGACGCGCUCGACAUCGACAUCUUCUGGUACCAGCGAUUGCCAAAGUGGCCCCAGUUCAGCCUUUCGGGUGUGUGCUCUCCCAGCUGUUUUGUAUCCCUGGUAUACUCAGACCGUACUGGGUCACCGCAUGGUGGUUAACGAGGACCGCCAUCUCACCACCAAUCUGCUUAUGCGCGGCUGGACUGUUACCUAUGUCUCCGAUACACUAGCUGCAACCGAUACCCCAACAACCCUGAGCAGAUGGAUCAUGCAACAGGUCCGGUGGAGCCGAGCAGGCCACAUUGAAUCCUUCCAACAACCAAAACUUUACCUCCUAACCAACCCACUCUUCUUUUGGGCCGCUAUCAAGCGGGAAUUCGGCCCUCUUCUCGGACUUUUGUACAUCUUCUAUUACCUCUUCACUGGCCGCUGCUUCGCCUACUUCAACUGGUACGACGUUGGUAUCCGCAUCGCCUACACGCUUAUGUACAACUACACCCGCAACCCAGACCGCGGACCGUCCAAUUCCUGGCUCUGGAUCGUACCGGGUCUUCUGUUCUAUAACAUCCCAUUGCCAAUGAUCCACCUUUGGAGUCUGAUUACCGUUUUCCAAGAUGGAUGGGGAACUUCUAUGCGCUCGACUUCCGAGUUGUCGAAGCGUGGACAGGCUUGGAAGCGCUGGAAUGAUCUUGGAUUCUUUGUUGUAUGGAUGGGUGUUGUCGGUGGUACUGCCGCGAGAAUGGCGGCGCACAUGGCUGGGUGGGAUGAGAGAAGUAUCUUCCAUGCCAUCGUCUUGGGAAUUGUCGUUCCUUCGGCAGUGUCAUUCUAUGGUCUGGUGAUUCGUGGAUGA